AUGCAGGAAUUUCUUUGGAGAAACCACAGCUCUCUUACUGAGUUCAUUCUUCUUGGAUUCUCUAGUAAUGCAAAGAUCAAUCUUAUUCUAUUCAGCGUCUUUCUCAUCCUCUAUCUUACCACCCUUCUGGGCAAUGGGCUCAUUAUCACCUUGAUACGCAUAGAUUCCCGCCUCCACACACCAAUGUACUUUUUCCUCAGUGUCCUAUCCAUUCUGGACAUGGGCUAUGUUACCACCACAGUGCCCCAGAUGCUGGUGCAUCUGGUUUGCAAGAAGAAGAAGACCAUCUCCUACAUCGGAUGUGUAGCCCAGAUGUACAUCUUCCUGAUGCUGGGAAUCACUGAGUCUUGGCUUUUUGCAAUCAUGGCUUAUGACAGGUAUGUGGCCAUUUGCCAUCCUCUCAGGUAUAAAGUCCUCAUGAGCCCUUUGCUGUGUGGGUCACUGGUGGCCUUCUGUGGGUUCUGGGGUAUCAGCUGUGCUCUGAUAUAUACUGUCUCUGCCAUGACUCUUCCCUAUUGUGGCCCCAAUGAGAUCAACCACUUCUUCUGUGAAGUGCCUGCUGUCUUGAAGCUGGCCUGUGCAGAUACCUCCCUCAAUGACCAGGUGGACUUCAUCCUGGGUUUCAUCCUGCUUUUGGUCCCACUUUCCCUUAUCAUCAUUGUCUACAUCAAUAUCUUUGCUGCUAUCUUGAGGAUCCGUUCAAACCAAGGGCGGCUCAAGGCCUUCUCCACCUGUGCUUCCCACAUCACUGUGGUCACCAUGUUCUCUAUCCCGUGUAUGGUCAUGUAUAUGAGACCCGGCGCUAAGUCCUCCCCAGAAGAAGACAAGAAGCUGGCUCUAUUCUACAAUGUCAUCUCUGCCUUCCUCAACCCCAUCAUCUACAGCCUCAGGAACAAGGAUGUGAAGAGGGCUUUCUUCAAGGCCUUAGGCUGGGGCAAAGAGUCAGAAUGA
Molecule: messenger RNA, 951 nt
Organism: Chinchilla lanigera (long-tailed chinchilla)
Lineage: Eukaryota; Metazoa; Chordata; Mammalia; Rodentia; Chinchillidae
Product: olfactory receptor 2A5-like
Exons: 1
Coding region: 1-951 (316 amino acids)
Biological process (GO): G protein-coupled receptor signaling pathway
Cellular component (GO): membrane
Molecular function (GO): G protein-coupled receptor activity; olfactory receptor activity
Source: RefSeq, a predicted model, not a curated record